UUCGAACUUCAGGCCUUCACUGAUAUUCCUGCCAGCCAGCGAGCAUCACACAAGCGGCAUUUCGUCUAAUUUUUAUCGUACAAAAUUCUAGGAUCAGUCAUUUUUAGUUUGGAAAACCGAAAAGGCACGAUGGGCAUUAUCGGAACGCUGAACAUGGCUCACAAGGUGUGCAGUGCGCACUGGCAGUGGGAGAGCCAGGACAAUCCUGGCGCCAGGACUCGCAGUCGCCUUCCGAAGUGGCAUCGCCACCGGCAAAUGCUCGCGGUGGCCAGCCCAAAUCGGGAGACUCUCGACUCCAGGUGUCCCAAGGUCCCAGUUUCCGUCCCCAACUCCUCCGUCAACGUCCUGGAUUCCGAUUGCGAUUGCGAUUCCUAUUCCGAUAACGAGGGCAACGACUGCAAUCAUCCGGCUCGCGGCCAUUUCGAUGACAGGACACGGAAAUCGGCAAGUUUCAGCCAUGUGGAGUCUCUGGUUUCCGCCGCCAACCAGUCGAAGGACUUCGGUCAUUUGGUGAGCUGCUGGUGGCCCCUGAAUAUCUGCCACGGAAUGCGACAGAAGCUACAUCAGAUUGUCGAGCACAAGUCGGACAUGGCGGUGCUCUGGCCAUCAGGAUCCAGGGAUAGAGUGCUGGGAUAAUCUGCUGGGAUUACCCAUUAUCGUGCGGCCGUUAACUUAAAUGUUAUAGAUAGCAGUAAAUUUUAGUAAAUAUAUCUAAAGUUAUCAGAGUUUUCUAAUAA
Messenger RNA from Drosophila ficusphila, 737 nucleotides. RefSeq lists its product as uncharacterized. Bases 130 to 636 code for a protein of 168 amino acids. Lineage: Eukaryota; Metazoa; Arthropoda; Insecta; Diptera; Drosophilidae. The record is from RefSeq and is a predicted model, not a curated record. The transcript has a single exon.